UGUUUCUCAUGAAAACAAUAUAAUAUGGUGUUUUAAAAGUGGAGCAAAUUGCCACGAAAGAUAUAUUUGGUUAGAACACAACAUUGAAGAUCUUUUAAAGAAGCAUAGAAGAAUUGCCUUAUUUAUAUGGUUGGGCACAUGUGACCUCACUAGAAAGGUUAAUAAAUAUAUUAACUUAAAACCAAAUCCAGUUGCUAACUUGAAAAAUGAUCUGCAAAAGUACAAGGACCUUGCUGACAAGUACUCCGAUGUAAAGAUCUGUUUCAUUCAUGUGCCAUAUUACUCAAUUGAAAAGUGGAACAAGUUAAAAGGUCAUUCAAAUUCUGAAACAUUCAAAGAAGACGACCGAAGACUCACAGAUUAUAUAACUGAAAUUAAUAACUUCAUAGAUGAUUUAAAUUGUCAAACCGGAACAAGCUCUCCAAGAUUAAAUCAGGAUCUGUGCAGAAGUCGUAAAAGAAAAAAUUCCAAGGCAAGAUAUUCCUGGAACUUCAAUCUUUUAGUGGACGGAAUUCAUCCAUCUUCAGUUUUAGCCAAAUCGUGGUUAAAAUCAAUUUGUAGAACAAUAUUGCGAGAUUGCUUGUAAACUGAAAAUCAGUUGUUGUUUCUGUAGGCAGGGAUUGCCCAGCCACAGAGUUUGAACAUAAAAAACUUUCUACUUAUAUUUGCAUGAAUUUCAUUGAGAUUUCAUUUGUUGUAGUGUAAGCAGGGAAUGCCCAGCUACACCUUUAUUCUAAGGUAAUUUAAUUUUUUUUUGUAUAUUAACUCAGAUCAUUCAAUUUUGAAAAAACUAACCACAUAUAUUAGCAUAGUAGGUGCAUACAAACUUCAUUUAAGAUGGCAGAAGGGCAGUCACUUGAUAAAACGGUUGUAAACUCUGACAAUACUGAAAUUCAGAGCGCGUCGCCAGAUUUACAUCUUAGUUCUAGGAAUCCGAUCUUAACCGAGAAAGGUUUACAAUAUCAAAGGGAUAUAUAUAACAAAAAUUUCAGGUCUUGCGUGUCAAAAUGGCGAAGGCAAUCUGUCCAAGUAUCUAUAAUUAUGUCGGACAGUUCAGAAGUAAAAGCGCUGCGCGACGAGAGAACAAAUCUCGAAAAUUCUUUUGCUGAACUGUGUACGGCUUACGAUCAGUUAAACAAUUUAAGCGCAGAUGAUAAUACUGAAGUUCGUAGUUCUGAAACAUUCGAUAAAAUUGAAAUUGAGCAUCAGCUGAUUAUGUGUAGGAUAUCUGAAAAAAUUUCGGAACUUCAAGUCACAGAUUUUGACUUACAGUCAAUACGUUCGCAACAAAGUAAUAGGUCUUAUAGAUCGCGACGUUCUUAUAAUUCAGUGAAUAUUAAGACUUCUAAUCCGGCAACCGAAGCCGCUGUUUUAAGUGCUAGACUCAGAUACAUAGAAGCAGAAGCUCAUUCUCGCGCUCAGUUUGAAAAAAUCACAACAAUUAAGAAAUUAGAAAUGGCUAAAGCAAGAUUAAUGGCUCUAGAUCAGGAGUUGGUUGGAGAUAAUCAGUCUGAUACUGUGACUAAACAAUUGCAGUUGCCAGUUGAUAUUGAAGAUAAAUCUGAUUUCGUUCAAAAAUAUGUUGAUACACAAUCUCAUAGCAUUCAAAAUGACUAUAAAAUUAUUAAGUCAUCGCAUUCACAAUACACUCAGGGCCAGUCAAAUACACAUAUGCCACAAUUUACAACUUCUUCUCUGCCAUUUGAUUCAACACCUGUUGCAGCUCUGAAUCCUGCAGUAGACCCGUUUAUGCCUAAAAGUUCACUUUCUAAGGCAUCAGUAUCUCAUGAUUCACAAUCUGCCAUAAACACACAAGCAGGUCAAGAUGUAUUAAAUAAUCAAGUUACAGAAGGUUAUUUUGAUAAAGGUGUCGAGCAGUUAACUAAGUCAUUGGUUGAACAAAUAUGUCUUAAUAGACUACCCCCUCCUGAACCUGGAAUAUUUUUUGGAGAUCCGUUGAAAUACCCAGCAUGGAAAACUGCUUUCAAUACUUUAAUUGAAAACAGUCAUAUCUCGCCUUCUGAAAAGAUUCAUUAUUUGAAGAGAUACAUUGGUGGACCGGUUCGAGAGGUAGUUGAGAGUUAUUUCCUACUCUCUUCUGAUGAUUCUUAUGAUGAGGCUAGAAGUUUGUUGGAUGAAAGAUAUGGCGAUCCUUAUAUUUUGGCAAAUGCCUUUCGUGAAAGGCUUGAAAAAUGGCCCAAAAUAGCUGCGAGGGAUGGUCAUGGUCUUAGGCGAUUUUCAGAUUUCUUGCGGCAGUGUGACACUGCAAUGCGCUCUAUUGGUAGUCUUGGGUGUCUCAAUGAUGAUAGAGAAAACAGAAAGUUGUUGCUUAAGUUACCAGAGUGGAUUGUCACACGUUGGAACCGGUUAGUAGUAAAAUGGAAGGAUCAGAAGGGUUCAUUCCCUCCCUUUUCCGAAUUUGUGAAUUUUAUUGUCUGUGAAGCCAAAAUAGCUUGUGAUCCAAUAACAUCUCUUCAGUCACUUAAAUCAGAUCAAACUAGCUCUGAGUCAGAUAAGUCUGAUAGACGUCCAAGGUAUGAAAACAGUCGGCGACCACCUGUGAGAGGUUAUUCUAAAUUUCACUGA
This is a messenger RNA of Ruditapes philippinarum (Manila clam), 2586 nucleotides long. RefSeq lists its product as uncharacterized. The record is from RefSeq and is a predicted model, not a curated record. Bases 838 to 2586 code for a protein of 582 amino acids. The transcript has a single exon. NCBI's taxonomy places the organism in Eukaryota, Metazoa, Mollusca, Bivalvia, Venerida, Veneridae.